UCGUGCUUUGAACCCGAGUUGUUGGAUAUCCAAAUCGGGUGAUCAUCGAAGAUAAAUUAUUAUCUGUUUUUUAAAGAAUGGUCUGAGGGAAGGUUCAAGUUGAACCCUCCAUUAUUUCAGUAGAGAUGCGAUUUUUAGAUUUCACGUUACCCUCUGUUGACUUGCUCCUAUUUUAUGUACAGCUUACCUUUUUGGUGCAACAAGAGCUAAACGAUGUAAUAAUACAAGGCUGGUGCAUCUUCUUCUUUUUUUAUGCUUAUUUUAUGCAACGAUUUGGGGCUGCAUGCUUGGAUAUAAGUAAGCACAACAUCAAUGCAGCAAGUUGCAAAGUCAGCACCAAAUAUCAACCAAGAUCUUUAAACAUAAUCUGCAUGAAAGCCUUGUUUCUCAACUACUGCCUUUACCCUAAAUAAAAGAAGGCAGAUUUAUGUAUCACUCUGUAUGAAUGAAAAUACAAUUAUCCCAUCAAUCUUAUUUUAAUAUCUUCAACAUAAAAUGCAGCUGUAUAUAUGAGAAGCCUGCCUUUGCUUCAUAAGGAAGUGAAGGGGUCUGUAUAACAUCUUCUAGCAAGUGUAUCGACAUUCUUCCAGCAGCGAAAACAUGGGGUAUGAACAGAUCGUGCAAGGAGGCUUGACAACAAAGGCCAACCCUGGCAAAGCUACAAUUCUGGCUCUUGGCAAGGCAUUCCCUCACCAGCUAGUCAUGCAAGAGUUUCUGGUUGAUGGAUAUUUCAAAAACACCAAUUGUGAUGAUUUAGAGCUCAAGCAGAAGCUAACUCGACUCUGCAAAACAACGACUGUGAAAACUAGAUAUGUGGUCAUGUCAGAUGAGAUACUAAAAAAAUACCCUGAACUUGCCAUUGAAGGCCUCCCUACUGUCAAGCAGCGAUUAGAUAUCUGUAACGAUGCUGUCACACGGAUGGCUAUUGAUGCUUCACGGGCUUGCAUUAAGAAAUGGGGCAGACUUGUAUCUGAUAUAACUCACUUGGUCUAUGUCUCAUCGAGUGAAGCUAGGCUACCAGGUGGCGACCUCUACCUAGCAGAAGGUCUUGGGCUCAGCCCUGAAACACAGCGGGUUAUGCUAUACUUUGCAGGUUGCUCUGGAGGUGUCGCUGGCCUUCGCGUUGCCAAGGAUAUUGCUGAGAACAAUCCUGGAAGUAGAGUUUUACUGGCUACUUCUGAAACUACUGUUAUCGGUUUCAAACCACCAAGUGCAGAUAGACCGUAUGAUCUAGUCGGGGUCGCACUCUUUGGGGAUGGUGCUGGAGCUAUGAUAGUAGGCACAGAUCCAAUUCCGGUCACUGAAAGCCCUCUCUUUGAGCUUCAUACAGCAAUCCAGAAUUUCUUGCCAAACACUGAAAAGACUAUUGAUGGGAGGCUAACAGAGGAGGGUAUCAGCUUCAAGCUAUCAAGGGAGCUUCCUCAAAUAAUUGAAGAUAACAUCGAGGGAUUCUGUCAUAAGUUGAUAGGAAACGCCGGACUGACUGACAAGGAUUACAACAAGAUGUUUUGGGCAGUCCAUCCAGGCGGGCCCGCAAUCUUGAAUCGGAUGGAAAAGAGAUUUGAUUUGCUGCCUGACAAACUGAAUGCUAGCAGAAGAGCUCUAAUGGACUACGGCAAUGCUAGCAGCAACACCAUUGUGUAUGUGCUGGAGUACAUGAUAGAAGAAUGCAGGAAGAUGAAGGAAGGCUCUGAAAAUUGUGAUUGGGGCCUGAUACUGGCUUUCGGACCUGGAAUUACCUUUGAGGGUAUUCUUGCAAGAAACCUAGCUAUGUAAAAUAUGAUAUGAUGGUGCCUUAGUAUUAUAAUAACUUGGUUCUCCUA
Molecule: messenger RNA, 1823 nt
Organism: Populus nigra (black poplar)
Lineage: Eukaryota; Viridiplantae; Streptophyta; Magnoliopsida; Malpighiales; Salicaceae
Product: type III polyketide synthase B-like
Exons: 2
Coding region: 601-1776 (391 amino acids)
Biological process (GO): polyketide biosynthetic process
Molecular function (GO): acyltransferase activity, transferring groups other than amino-acyl groups
Source: RefSeq, a predicted model, not a curated record